This is a messenger RNA of Bombina bombina (fire-bellied toad), 807 nucleotides long. Its product is annotated as putative keratin-associated protein 4-16. The coding region runs from base 1 to 807 and encodes 268 amino acids. The record is from RefSeq and is a predicted model, not a curated record. NCBI's taxonomy places the organism in Eukaryota, Metazoa, Chordata, Amphibia, Anura, Bombinatoridae. The transcript has a single exon.
AUGCCAACUCCUGUUCCAUCAACGCUGUCACAGACCACAGUGCCUGCCAGCUCCUGCUCCACCAAUGCUGCUGCUUACCGCAGUGGUUGCCCACUCCUGCUCCACCAAUGCUGCCACAGACUGCAGUGCCUACCAAAUCCUGCUCAAACACUGCUGCAGACCACAGUGCCUGCCAAUUCCUGCUCCACCAACACUGCUGCAGACCGCAGUGCCUGCCAACUCCUACUCCAUAAAUGCUGCCGCAGACCGCAGUGCCUGCCAACUCCUGCUUCACCAACACUGCUACAGACCGGAGUGCCUGCCAACUCCUCCACCAAUGCUGCCAACUCCUGCUUCAUCAACGCUGCCGCAGACCACGGUGACUGCCAACUCCUGCUUCACCAAAGCUGCCAACUCCUGCUCCACCAAUGCUUCUGCAGAUCGCAGUGCCUGCCAACUCCUGCUCCACCAACGCCGCCACAGAACACAGUGCCUGCCUACUCCUGCUCCACCAACGCUGCUGCAGACCACAGUGUCUGCCAACUCCUGCUUCACAAAUGCUAUAGCAGACUGCAGUGCCUACCAACUCCUGUUCCACCAAAGCUGCUGCAGUGCCUGCCAACUCCUGCUCCACCAAUGCUGCCGCAGUGCCUGCCAACUCCUGCUCCACCAAUACUGCCGCAGACCACAGUGCCUACCAAUUCUGCUCCACCAACACUGCCGCAGACCGAAGUGCCUGUCAACAAUACUGACACAAACCCCAGCACCUGCCAACUCAAGCUCCACCAACGCUGCCUAAAACCGCAGUGCCUGCCAACUCCUGCUUGA